Cyphellophora attinorum is the source of this 1128-nucleotide messenger RNA. RefSeq lists its product as uncharacterized. NCBI's taxonomy places the organism in Eukaryota, Fungi, Ascomycota, Eurotiomycetes, Chaetothyriales, Cyphellophoraceae. The record is from RefSeq and is a predicted model, not a curated record. The coding region runs from base 1 to 1128 and encodes 375 amino acids. The transcript is spliced from 2 exons.
AUGUCCAGAACUCCAGACCUCAGCGCGAUUACUGGGCAUCUUGCGUCCAUGAGCAUGUGCACCACCGAUACUCCUUCAACCAAAGCUUCUGCCCCCAAAGUCUUCCUGGAUUUGCCCAACGAGAUCCAGGAACGUAUCUUCGAAGCUGCAGUGCCCGCACAUUGGAGUUGGGGAGCCGGAGGUAUUUAUCUCAACUAUCAAGGAACGAGCCCACAGCUGGAGCCUGGCAAGUUGCCGGAAUGGAUUGCGCCAUGGGUUCCACAACUGCGUCUGAUCUCGAAGGCCAUCGAAAAGGUCGUGACGCCGGACAUUGGGCGUCACACUGUUCUUCAUGUCGAUCGCCUUCCCAUCCAGCCUUGGUACUACGAGCAACAUCAGCAGGCGAUGACACAGAAACCUUUGCUGCUUCGCGAGUACUGUCCGAAAUUCUUGGUCGAUCACCUCGAACAGGCUUUCAUCUCAGAUUCCACAGCGACCACAUACCUUCAGCCAAUCGUGCCUCUCGACGUGUCUGGUUUGCCUCAAUUGAAGUACUUGGCCUACUCGUGCUUUGACCCAGCAGAAGGACUAUCGGUCCAGCUCACCACUCUCGCAGCACUCACUCCCGAAAAGAGCAUCGACUACUUGGCCACCCUGACUGCUCGUCUACUCAACUACCCUCAGACCGAAUCUGGUCACGCCCGUGCCAAGGCUGUAGUCGAGCGGCAUGGAGUUCGGGUGUGGUCGAUAGCACUGCUGAGCAAGCACAUGGUCCAGUUAUUCGAGGAUCCGCCAUUGAACUACCGAGUCGUCUGCGAUGCUCUAGCCACGAAAAUGUGUCGAAUCGAACGCACGAACAUCAUCGGUCUUCUGGAUACCACCGUCCUCGCAGUCGAAGUCGUAGACAAAGACGCAGGCAAUUACACUGCAUUCAUCAAGAAACCCGCGAAUGGCAUUGCGAGCUCUGAGCUUGUAUUGCCUGCGAUCGCCGUACACAAGACAAGCUCUCUACUGGACCGUUUUGAGGUCGAAGGGUUUGGUACUCCAGGUGGCCCUUUUGGAAGAACUGCGCUUUCAAGAGCUGCUUCUCGUGUUGUUGAUACCAGAGGAAUGGACUGGAGCGAGUGGACGAGACGGAUGUUCUUUUGA